This is a messenger RNA of Sardina pilchardus (European sardine), 2280 nucleotides long. RefSeq names its product zinc-binding protein A33-like. The record is from RefSeq and is a predicted model, not a curated record. Bases 300 to 1682 code for a protein of 460 amino acids. Gene Ontology annotation, molecular function: ubiquitin protein ligase activity; protein binding; zinc ion binding. NCBI's taxonomy places the organism in Eukaryota, Metazoa, Chordata, Actinopteri, Clupeiformes, Clupeidae. The transcript is spliced from 6 exons. Gene Ontology annotation, cellular component: cytoplasm. Gene Ontology annotation, biological process: protein ubiquitination.
AGACCCUCCCACCUGAACGAGGAAGUGAAUGUAAGAGACGUGCUGUAGCUCAGCUCCGUUUGACAGUUCAUUACAGUGCAGGAUAUGAUUGUUCCUGUGGACAAAAGAUACAUUAGUGUUUUUUUCUCUAACAGCAGGAGAGGAAGAGUGGAAGCUUCUUUCGUAGAGUUGUGUUCAGGAUCUAUUUCAAGCAGGAUUUUGGUUCAGGCUGUCACAAGUUUUCAGAACAGUGAAAGUGAAAGUAGAGGUUACUGUACAAAACAGGCAACAGUACAGAACAACUUAAACUAUUAGAGAAAAUGGCCUCCAUGUCGAUCUCGGAAGAGGAUUUAUCGUGUCCUGUGUGCUGUGACAUCUUCAAGGAUCCUGUUGUUCUGAGCUGUAGUCACAGCGUCUGUAAAGGAUGUCUGCAGCAAUUCUGGAGAACCAAAAGAUCCAGGGAGUGUCCAGUCUGCAGGACACUAUCGCAGAACGCUGAGCCUCCACUGAAUCUCCUUCUCAAGAAUCUGUGUGAGAAUUUCCCAAAGGGAGGAACUAAGAGAGAACCGUUCUGCGGUCUGCACCAUUCAGAACUAAAGCUCUUCUGUGAAGAUGACAAACAGCUGGUGUGCUUGGUGUGUCGAGACUCUAAAUCGCACAAGAACCACAACUUCAGUCCCAUCAGUGAAGCAGCACUGGAGCGGAAGGAAGAACUGAAAGUCAAACUGAAGCCUUUGCAGAUCAAGUUAAAAAAGAUGAAAGAAGCUAAAAGUGCUUCUGAUGACACUGCUCAACACAUCAGAGUCCAGGCCCAACACACAGAGAAGCAGAUCAAGGACAAAUUUGAGAAGCUUCAUCAGAUCCUACGAGAUGAAGAGACAGCCAGGAUAGCUGCACUGAAGAAGGAAGAGAAGCAGAAGAGUCAGAUGAUGAAGGAGAAGAUUGAGAAGAUGAGCAGAGAGAUCUCAUCUCUUUCAGACACCAUCAGAGCCAUAGAGGAGGGGAUGAGAAGCGAUGAUGUGUCUUUCCUGCAGAGCUAUGAGAGCACAGUGAGAAGAGCCCAGUGCACACUGCAGGUUCCAGAGAGGAUCUCAGAAACACUCAAUUUGGCAAAGCACCUAAGAGACCUGGGCAUCUGGGAGAGGAUGAGAAAGAUUUUCCAAUACACUCCUGUGACUCUGGAUCCCAACACUGCACACCCAAAACUCAUAGUGUCUGAAGAUCGCACCAGUGUGACAUACAGAGAGGAGAGACAGCAGCUUCCUGAUAACCCAGAGAGAUUUGAUCGGUGGGCCAAUGUCCUCGGCUCUGAGGGUUUUAACUCAGGGACUCACUUCUGGGAUGUGGAUGUUGGGAACAACAGUAACUGGGAUAUUGGGGUUAUGACAGAGUCGGCCAAGAGGAAGGGACAGAUUGACAAGUUUAGUGGACUUUGGACUGUCUUCCAUAAAAGUGGGGAAUAUAAAACAGUCUCAAGCCCACAGCCAAGGUACUUGCUUUCAGUGAAGGAGAAACCCCAGAGGAUCAGGGUUAAGCUGGACUGGGACAAAGGGGAGGUGUCCCUAUAUGACCUUGAUAAGAACACACAUCUACACACUUUCACACACACAUUCACUAAAAGGGUGUUUCCAUACUUUGGUACUCAGUGUACAAGUGCCCCACUGAGAAUCUUACCACUGAAGGCUUCUGGGAUGUUCCCCUAAACGUCUGAUUAGAGAGAUUAAGAGAGAUUUUGUUUUGAGUUGAAUAGGUGGUAUGGUAACGGGUAAUUUUCUUGCCUGUUGGAGUCUGUGUUUUUCUCAGCUCCUAUUCUUUAAAUAAUUGAAUUUGUUCAUAUUGUGAUGGAAUUAAUUAUGCAUUUUUGUUUUGUAUGACCUUUAAUAUGAACCCAUUAACUAAUAACUAAUGAAUAUUGUUUGUUAAUUGUUGUAUUUUUGAGUAGGACAUCUGUUAGGGGCUAUUCCAUUCCGUUCCAUUAAAUGUAUGCAUUUACCUGAUGCUAUUUCCAUAUAUACUGUAUGUGACUAUGUGUGUGCACCAGCCAUCCAGGUGACAGACUUUGUGGCCUUACAAUCAAUAUUUGUGAUUAUACAUGGUUCCUGUGUGAAAGGUUUGGAAAUGCUUUAGUUUGAUUUCAUAGACAACGCUGGCAUGGUGAAAUGAGUAAUUACUGAGAAGUUUCUGUAUGGUUCUAGAUAAGUAUUUUAUGUUGAUGCCAGUUAAGUGUACUGCAUACUGCAAAAUUACGUUCCCAUGAUUUUGGGAAGGACUGUCUCUGCGCUAUUUGAUUGUAUGGAUAAU